Messenger RNA from Daucus carota subsp. sativus, 1973 nucleotides. RefSeq names its product pentatricopeptide repeat-containing protein At5g59600. Gene Ontology annotation, molecular function: protein binding. The record is from RefSeq and is a predicted model, not a curated record. The coding region runs from base 141 to 1775 and encodes 544 amino acids. Lineage: Eukaryota; Viridiplantae; Streptophyta; Magnoliopsida; Apiales; Apiaceae. The transcript is spliced from 2 exons.
AUACAUACUUCCGGUUAACAAGGUUCAGAAGUAGAAAGUGAAGCAUUCUGCUGCUUGUAAACAGGAACUCAAUAGAUUUUAGAAUAUAGCAACAGUCAUAUAUACAAUAUUGCUAGCCCUUGUCACUUGUUAGGGAUGUAAUGCUCUCCUCUGUAAAAAGAGCAGUUUGUAAUAAAAUCAUUACCGAUCAUUGUUCGCUUCACACAUUAUCAUCUGAUGAAUAUGUGAAAAUCAUUGAAAUCUACGGCCGUGAUCGAGCAUUACAAUCAGGCAAAGCUUUACAUGGUCACCUGGUUGUUAAUGGGCUAUCUCGUUUGACCCAUUAUGCUUCCAAGCUUGUGGCAUUUUAUACCGAGUGCAGACAGUUAAAUGAUGCCCGGAAAGUAUUCGACAAAAUUCCUCAAACAAACGUCCGCCGCUGGAUAGUUCUUGUUGGCGCCUAUGCUCGUCACGGCUUUCACCAGGAGGCUAUGGAUGUUUUUUGUGAGAUGCAAGUAGAAGGCGUGGAACCCAACAAAUUUGUUUUCCCCAGCAUUCUGAAAGCCUCAGGACACCUGUCUGAUAAACGUACUGGAGAGAAGAUACAUACUGUAGUUCUUAAAAAUGGAUUUGAAACUGACGCAUUUGUUGUAAGUGCAUUAGUAGAUAUGUAUGCAAAAUGUGGAAAAAUUGAUAAGGCAAGGUCGGUGUUUGAUAACUUUGGUGAAAAGGAUUUGGUGACUUUGAAUGUAAUGGUAUCAGGCUAUGUUCACCAUAGGUGUGUAGAAGAGGCUCUGAAUUUGGUCAAAGAAAUGCAGUUAACAGUUAUUAAACCAAAUGUGGUAACUUGGAAUAUAUUGAUUGCGGGUUUUUCACAAGCUGGUGAUGAAUCAAUGGUCGGUAAACUUUUUCAAUUGAUGCAAGAUUCCGGUGUAGAGCCUGAUGUAGUGUCCUGGACUUCAGUUAUUUCUGGAUUUGUGCAGAAUUUCCGAUACAUGGAUGCUUUUGAUACAUUCAAGAAAAUGUUUGGUGUUGGCAUGCUUCCAACUUCAGCUACUAUUAGUAGUCUUUUGCCUGCUUGUGCAACUCUAGCAGAUUUGAAGCACGGAAAGGAAAUUCAUAGUUAUGCAGUGGUGAGAGGAUUUGAAGAAGACACGUUUGUAAGUAGUGCUCUCAUAGACAUGUAUUCCAAAUGUGGAUCACUAUAUGAAGCAAAAACUUUAUUUACGAAUAUGUCUGAAAGGAAUACAGUUACUUGGAACUCCAUGAUCUUUGGAUAUGCAAAUCAUGGUUACUGCGAAGAAGCUAUUCACCUUUUCAAUCAGAUGGCAGAUGAAGGAGAAACAAAAGUAGACCACUUAUCUUUCACAGCAGCUCUAACGGCUUGCAGUCUUGGUGGAAUGACUGAACUAGGCCAAGCUUUGUUCAACUCAAUGCAAGAAAAUUAUCAUAUCAAGCCAAGAUCAGAGCAUUAUGCCUGUGUUGUGGAUUUAAUGGGUAAAGCAGGAAAGAUAGACGAGGCUUAUGAUAUGAUCCAGAAGAUGCCUAUUGAACGCGAUAAGUUUGUAUGGGGUGCACUAUUAGGGGCAUGUAAACAACAUGGUAAUGUAGAUAUUGCUGAAAUUGCAGCUAAGCAUCUGUCCAAGCUUGAGCCUGAGAGUGCAGGAAGCAGUUUGGUGCUAUCAAGUUUGUACAUGGAUGCUGGAAGUUGGAGAGAUUCUGCCAGAGUGAAAAGGAGGAUGAAGAAAAGAAAACUGGAGAAGUUGCCCGGCUGCAGUUGGAUCAAUAGCACAUGAUAUUUACCCUAAACGGAGAGAAAGCUUCAAGCAAGCAGCGCAAGCCAGAGGGGCCAAGAAGUCAGGACGAUACUCCAUCUUCUCUCAGAACAAGAUAUUGAGAGUUCAAAGUUCGAUAUCAUUAUGUGUGCUCAAGUAACCAAAAUCUCUCAUCUCGAUAACAAGAUAUUGAGGGUUCAAAGUUUCGAUAUUACCAAC